AAAUGGACUUUUCGGCUUUUUGCUUCACUAAAUGUUUUAAGUAUAUCUUCGUAAUUUAAAUCAUUCGCAAUUUUCGUUUCAAUGGACAAAACUGCUAAUGCUGAGAGUCUUUCCUGUGUCAUCGUAUUUCGUCAAGGCAUAUAGUUAUAGGUAACUUUCUACCAACAUGUUGUUACCUACGUAAUAAAUAUACACCAAUGACUUGCGUAUUGUGAACAUUUUGAACCAGCAGCUCUGUGCACAUUGCACCUGACGUGAUUGUACACCGUAUCGUGACCACAUACCGGACGUGACCAGAUUUGGGCUGCUUCUUUCAUUCGCUAUCGCCGCCGGUGUUAUCUCUCUGUAGAUAAUGUGUUACAGAGAUAAGUAUUAUUAUUAUUAUUAUUAUUAUUACUAUUUUAGUAUUAUGUACUAUGUAGCCUAUAUAUAGGUGCCGUAGUAGCCGUACUCCGUGGUGCGUACGUGCAGUUUGUGUUCGUGGUUCGUCCGUGGAUUGUUCGCGAAAUACGAUAUUCAUGCGUUUUUCACCCUAAUGGGUCUGUGUAUCACCGUGUGUACGAACUACGAGUUUGCACUUUACCCGCGUGUGUGUGUGUGUAAGACAUUUGGUAAUGAGUGAAUCGAUGGUUUUUUAGUUUUUAUUUUCCGUUUCUGGGUGGUAAUCAUUGAACAUUAAUCAACCGUAGUGAAAUCAGAAUUACUUUGUCCGUCGCCAAAUUUUACGAUGUGUGAGUAAUAUUGCGUUUAGUAUCUUCGCUCAGAUCUACACCUGCGUGUCCGUUAUUGCGACGCUAAUGGAAAACCACGACCAACAAUUGUGAAUCGAAGAAAAUUAUCACUAGUGUCCCGAAGCGAUCGAUUUAAAAUAAAAUAAAUUAAGUCUGAUUGUUCACACCAACAUGUGAAGUAGGUUGGCCAAGACGUCAAGUGGUACUAGUUGAGACUGCCUCACAGCUUUGUCGACAAACGUUGUGUAAAUGUGUUACAAGCAUAUUUUGUUUUUAUUUCAGAAUAUGUCUUAGUAAUGGGUCGAAAUCGAAAUAGAAGAGCCAACCACAGUGUUCAGAGUACCAAUGUACCAAUGUCCCAGCGCAGUGACUAUGUUGAUCUAUGUCGCAACAUUAUACGCGACAUGGAUCUGUAUGGAGUGUGUGUGCUAGAUAAUUUUUUGGGUUAUCAACGAGGUAUGACUGUACUAGAUGAAGUUUUGAACCUAUACAACAUGGGAGUGUUUAAGGAUGGUCAAUUGGUUCGAAAUAAAGCGAGUAAUAAUCUCAAAACAAUACGAGGUGAUCAGAUCAUUUGGGUUGAUGGUCGUGAGGAUUGUUGUAAACAAAUUGGACAGCUUAUAAGUGAUGUUGAUGCUGUAGUUAUGGGAUCAAACAAAAUGAAUGACAAUGGUAAACUUGGAAACUAUACCAUUAAUGGCAGAACCAAAGCUAUGGUCGCUUGUUAUCCAGGACAUGGAUCUCAUUAUGUCAAGCAUGUAGAUAAUCCAAACAAAGAUGGCCGAUGUAUUACUGCAAUAUAUUAUUUAAAUAAAGACUGGGAUAUAAAAGAAAAUGGUGGCUUGCUAAGAAUAUUUCCGGAAGGUUGGAGUGAUCAAGUGGCUGAUAUAGAACCAUUAUUUGAUCGUAUAUUAUUCUUUUGGUCUGACCGAAGAAAUCCUCAUGAAGUUCAACCAGCUUUUAAAACUAGGUAUGCAAUUACUUUAUGGUAUUUCGAUGGCAAUGAGAAAGAAGAAGCUGGAAGAAGAUUUCAAGAUGCAAGUCAGUCUAAUAUCUGUUGUUACCAAAAUGCGACUUAAAUAGUAUGCAUGUUCCAUAGUCUUGAAAAUAUCAGUAAUGUCUCAUUAACUGGUAAAUUGGACUCUUGAAAUUCUGUACUGAUCUUAAAUAAGAAUUUAUGUUACUCAAGGUGAUCUGUACACAGAUCAACACAGUAAAAGGGUUAAGGUUUUUAAUCUGUGAUUUAGUUUACUGACCCAAGUACAAUUGAUUCCUUAUAAUUCAAAUAAUUAAUUUUGGAUUUUAAAUAAAUGGCUCAAACCAUUUAACCUGUAGGUAGAAAUUAAGUAAAAAAAUAUUUGUAUAUUUAUAAAUAAAAUAUGAUAUAAAAUAAUUAUGUGUUUUAUAAAUUUAAAUAUCACAACAGACUUGUAUUUUUAAAAAACAAUCUAAUAAAUUAUUGUUAUUAGUUCAAU
Molecule: messenger RNA, 2206 nt
Organism: Rhopalosiphum maidis (corn leaf aphid)
Lineage: Eukaryota; Metazoa; Arthropoda; Insecta; Hemiptera; Aphididae
Gene: Hph
Product: egl nine homolog 1
Exons: 6
Coding region: 1028-1810 (260 amino acids)
Biological process (GO): peptidyl-proline hydroxylation to 4-hydroxy-L-proline; cellular response to hypoxia
Cellular component (GO): cytoplasm; nucleus
Molecular function (GO): L-ascorbic acid binding; ferrous iron binding; peptidyl-proline 4-dioxygenase activity
Source: RefSeq, a predicted model, not a curated record